This is a messenger RNA of Tinamus guttatus (white-throated tinamou), 2193 nucleotides long. NCBI's taxonomy places the organism in Eukaryota, Metazoa, Chordata, Aves, Tinamiformes, Tinamidae. The record is from RefSeq and is a predicted model, not a curated record.
AAUUCCUCCCUCCUGGGCCACUCGUUCCCGCACAGCGUCUCUCCCGUCCUCAGCCACCUGCAGAGAGCGCAGCUGCUCGGAGGAGCCCAGGCUGGCCGAAUGUCUCCCAGCCAGUUUGCCCGGGUCUCCGGCCUCGUUGGGAGCCCCCUUCCCUCUGUGAAUCCCAAGCUGCUGCAGGGCAGGGUUGGGCAGAUGAUGUCUCCGGCCAGCGGCUUUCGUGCCUUCUUCGGAGCUCCCCCUGCUCCGCCUCCAUCCCAGCCGCAGCACCCGCCGGGCCCCGGCUGCCACCUGCAGAGCUUGAGCCCGCGCGGCCUCAACGGCUCGGUGGGGGCCCGAGGGGGCCCCCGGAGCAGCCACCAGGAGCAGAUGCGCAAGGACCCCUACGCCAACCUCAUGCUGCAGCGGGAGAAGGACUGGGUCUCCAAGAUCCAGAUGAUGCAGCUGCAGAGCACUGAUCCCUACCUGGAUGACUAUUACUACCAGAAUUACUUCCAGAAGCUGGAGAAGUUGUCAGCGGCUGAGGAAGUCCAGGGUGACGGUCCCAAAAAGGAACGCACUAAACUCAUCACGCCUCAGGUGGCCAAGCUGGAGCACACCUACAAGCCGGUGCAGUUUGAGGGCUCACUGGGGAAACUCACGGUCUCCAGCGUGAACAACCCCCGAAAGAUGAUCGACGCUGUCGUCACCUCCCGUGGCGAGGACGAGGAGACCAAGGAGAAGCAGGUUCGAGACAAGCGGCGUCAGACCCUCGUCACGAUCGAGAAGACCUACAGCCUCCUCCUGGAUGUGGAGGACUACGAGCGGCGCUACCUGCUGAGCCUGGAGGGCGAGCGGCCGGCCCUCGUGGGCGAGAGGAAGCAGAAGAUUUGCGACAUGUACGACAACCUGCGGGGGAAGGCGCCUGGGCAGGAGAGGCCGAGCGACGACCACUUCGUACAGAUCAUGUGCAUUCGCAAGGGGAAGCGCCUUGUGGCCCGGAUCCUCCCCUUCUUGUCACCAGAGCAAGCAGCUGAUGUCCUCAUGGCUACGGCCAGGAACCUGCCCUUCCUCAUCAAGAAGGAUGCUCAGGACGAGGUGCUGCCCUGCCUGCUGAGCCCCUUCUCGCACGUCCUCUAUCACCUCCCCUUGGGGACGCUAACGAAUCCGUGCUGCCCUGUGAAAGGAGACGUGAGCGACGAGGACGACGACAACGAGUUCUUCGACGCGCCGGAGAUCAUCACGGUGCCCGAGAGCAUGGGUCACAAGUGAGCGCUGCGCCUCGGGGCUGCCCUCCCGGCCCGGCGCUCCCCUCUCCCCCCGCCGCUGCAGUACAAGCACCAGCUGGAGGACACCAAGAAGGAGAAGAGGACUCGCAUCCCCUACAAGCCCAACUACAGCCUCAACCUGUGGAGCAUCAUGAAGAACUGCAUCGGGAAGGAGCUCUCCAAGAUCCCCAUGCCGGUGAACUUCAACGAGCCCCUGUCCAUGCUGCAGCGCCUCACCGAGGACCUGGAGUACUACGAGCUGCUCGACCGGGCGGCGCGCUGCGAGAGCUCCCUGGAGCAGCUCUGUUACGUGGCCGCCUUCACCGUCUCCUCCUACUCCACCACCGUCUUCCGCACCAGCAAGCCCUUCAACCCGCUCCUGGGGGAGACCUUCGAGCUGGACCGCCUGGAGGAGAGCGGCUAUCGCUCCCUCUGCGAGCAGGUCUGUCCCCACCCGCCUGCGGCCGCCCACCACUUGGACUCCAAGAACGGCUGGACGCUUCGCCAGGAGAUUAAAAUCACCAGCAAAUUUCGGGGCAAAUAUCUCUCCAUCAUGCCCCUGGGUACCAUCCACUGCGUCUUCCACUCCUCCGGCAAUCACUACACGUGGAAAAAAGUCACCACCACCGUGCACAACAUCAUCGUGGGCAAGCUCUGGAUAGACCAGUCCGGUGAAAUCGAGAUCGUCAAUCACAAGACGGGCGACAAGUGCGUCCUCAAGUUCGUUCCUUACAGCUACUUCUCUCGGGACGUGGCGAGGAAGGUCACCGGCGAGGUGACAGACCCCGCCGGGAAGGUACACUUCUUCCUGCUGGGCACCUGGGAUGAGAAGAUGGACUGCUACAAGGUGACGCCGGGCACGGGGGACAACAGCGCCGAGGGGCGGCAGAGGGCCCACGAGGCCGAGGACAGCCGGGUGCUGCUGUGGAAGAGGAACCCGCUGCCGUGA